Molecule: messenger RNA, 1702 nt
Organism: Clunio marinus
Lineage: Eukaryota; Metazoa; Arthropoda; Insecta; Diptera; Chironomidae
Source: the annotation of a GenBank genome assembly
AUGUUUUUAUUAAAUUAUUAUGUGGCUUCAUAUUUGUUAGAAAAGUUUGUCAACUAUUACUUUAAAGUAUAUUGCAUCCUAUCGAGUUUGUGUAUAAUAUUGGCUUUAAUAGCUACACCAUCAGCACAGUUAGCAGGCAGUAGAUCAAGGAAACGACUUCACAAUGAACUUGUGAAAUCUGUAAUGCGUAACUCAUUACAUUUCUUCCAAUCAACGCCCUUUGGUCGAAUAAUCAAUAGAUUCAACUACGAUAUGUCGAUCAUUGAUAAGAAAAUUGCGACAACAAGCCAACGUCUUCUGCAAUUUAUGCUACUGUGCUCAUGUGCCAUUUUAAUUAACACCCUAAUAAAUAAAUGCUUCAUUCUGUUAACGGUGCCAAUUUUGGUGAUUUAUUACAUCGUCCAAAAGUUUUACCGGCAAUCAACAAGGGAAUUACAACGAAUUGAAAGCAUGUCGAGUGCUCCAAUAAUCUCUCACUUCUCGGAAACGAUUCUUGGGUUAACUACAAUUCGAGCUUACAAUCAGGAAUCGAGAUUUAUGGAAAUGCUUUUUAAGCGAAUGGAAGCGAACAAUGUGGCAUUUGUCAUUCUGAAUUCAAGUAAUCGUUGGCUUGGGAUUGCAUUGGAUUAUUUGGGUGCAAUGAUUGUUUUUAUUGCAGUUCAAACGGCAUUGAUAAGUAGUUAUUUGCUGCCGAAUGAAUCGUCCGCAUCGCUUGUUGCUUUAGCUCUUCAAUACACCCUAUUGAUUCCAAUUUAUUUGAAUUGGGUAGUGAAAUUAUUUGCUGAUAUGGAAAUGUAUUUCGGAGCUUGUGAACGCAUAACUUAUUACAUUGAAAGUGGUUAUCAUGAACAACAGGAUUCUAUGGAAACAUAUGACCCACUGCCGGAGAGUUGGCCACAAUGUGGCAAUAUAGAAUUUUGUAACGUAACUUUGAAGUACCCAACGCAGAAUGAAAAUUUUGUGAACAAUUUAAACUUGAGCAUACCGUCAGGGCAAAAAAUUGGAAUUUGCGGACGAACGGGAAGUGGAAAGUCAACAUUAGCCAACUCCCUAUUUGGUAUGGUUGAGAUAGCUGCUGGUCAGAUCUUAAUAGACAACAUUGACAUAUCUACGAUUCGCUUGGAUGAACUUCGUUCAAGACUAUCAAUUAUUCCACAAGAAGAUGGAAUUUUAUUCUGUAGCACAAUCAAAGAAAAUUUGGAUCCGCAUGGUCGAUUUUCGGAUAUGGAGUUAUGGAAUUGUUUAGAAAAAGUCCAACUAAAAGACGUGGUUGCUUCUUUGCCUGAUAAAAUUGACACGAGAUUUAGCGAAAGUGAUUCCUUUUUAAGCUUUGGACAACGUCAACUGUUCUGCUUGGCUCGCGCUGUUCUCAAAGGAUCAAUUUGCCUAGUUCUUGAUGAAGCCACAUCCAAUUUGGACUCAGAAACAGAAAAGCUUUUUCUGAAAUCAACCAAUGAAGCAUUCAAUGGGAAAACCCAUCGCUUAUACUCACUUCUUGAUUACGACCGUGUCCUAAUAAUGGAAAAUGGAAAGAUAAUAGAAGACGGCAAUCCCAGGGAAUUAAAAUCAAAUCCCAAGAGUACAUUUACUUUAAUGCUUAAUGCAUCAGAUUUAUCCAACAAGCAGAAGUGAAUUGACGUUAAGAGUUCAGAGAUAAAAAAACGAUGAAGAUGGAAAAGAAAACAAACUUUUUAAAGCACAC